UAAAAACCUACCACAUGACCAAGCCAUGACAGUCUAUGCUGUUUUUCUGGAAGCCCAGAAAUCUGUUUUGAUUGUGUUGCAGUUAUGUAUCUGUUGCUUUCCUUUAGUACGUGUAGUGAUAGAAGAAAUGGGGUAUGUGAAGACUCGUGAUGAUGAUGAGACUGCAAAUCUCAUCUGGAGUGAUAGUGCUGUGCAGCAGGAAAAGAUUGCAGAACUUCGAAACUAUCAGAGAAUCAACCAUUUUCCAGGAAUGGGCGAGAUCUGUAGGAAAGAUUUCUUAGCAAGGAACAUGACCAAAAUGAUUAAAUCUCAGCCUCAGGAAUAUAGUUUUAUUCCUCGAACAUGGGUCUUCCCAGCAGAGUAUACACAAUUCCAGAACUACGUAAAAGAACUCAAGAGGAAACGAAGACAAAAAACAUUCAUAGUUAAACCAGCUAAUGGGGCAAUGGGACAUGGGAUCUCUCUUACAAGAAAUGCAGAGAAGUUGCAUUCUCAAGAACACCUUAUAGUCCAGGAAUACCUUGACAAGCCCUUUCUUAUGGAAGGCUACAAAUUUGAUUUAAGAGUGUACAUUCUGGUGACUUCUUGUGAUCCAUUAAAAAUAUUUUUAUAUCAUGAUGGGCUAGUAAGAAUGGGCACAGAGAAGUAUCAUCCCCCCAGUGAAUCAAAUCUGAGCCAGUUGUACAUGCAUCUGACAAACUACUCCGUGAAUAAGCAUAAUGAGCGUUUUGAACGGGAUGAAACAGAAGAUAAAGGCAGUAAGCGCUCUAUAAAGUGGUUUACUGAGUUUCUGCAAACAAAUCACCUUGACGUUUCCAAAUUCUGGAAUGAUAUUUCAGAAUUAGUGGUGAAGACACUCAUAGUAGCAGAGCCACAUGUCCUUCACGCCUACCGUAUGUGUAGACCAGGGCAAUCUCCAGGAAGUGACAGUGUUUGCUUUGAAGUUCUGGGAUUUGAUAUUCUCCUUGACAGAAAACUCAAGCCAUGGCUCUUAGAGAUUAAUCGAGCCCCAAGCUUUGGUACUGACCAAAAGAUAGACUAUGAUGUGAAGAAAGGCGUUCUGCUGAAUGCAUUAAAGCUGCUCAAUAUAAGGCCAAGCGAUAAAAGAAAAAAUUUAGCCAAGCAAAAAGCAGAAGCCCAGAAGAGACUUUAUGGCCAAGGUUCAAUGAAAAGGCUCUCACCAGUAUCUUCUGACUGGGAGAAACAGCGUCGCUCACUAGAAAGAAGGCGAGAGGAACUGAAAGAGAGACUUGCACAAGUCCGCAGGCAAAUCUCUAAAGAAGAACAUGAAAAUAGGCACAUGGGAAAUUACAGGCGUAUUUACCCACCUGAUGACAAGCUACUACUUGAAAAAUAUGAAGGUUUGUUAGCCGCUGCCUUUCAGACCUUCCUUGCUGGGAGAGCAGCAUCCCUUCAACGGGAGUUGAACAACCCUCUAAAGAAGAUGAAGGAGGAGGACAUAUUGGAUCUUCUGGAACAAUGUGAACUGGAUGAUGAGAAACUAAUGGGAAAAACUGUCAGGCCACGUGGACCGAAGCCCCUGUAUUCCAUGCCAGAGAGUGCACAGUUCAUGAAGAAAAGCAAGAACUACAGCAGCAGCAGCAGCAGCUGUGAAAGUAGCAGUGACAUUUCUGAAUGGGAAGAGGAAGCUGAGAAAGAAGAUGAGAAUGUGAAGAAAGAGAAAAAUGUUUCAUUUGAUCUUGAAGAUAGGAAAUUAAUUGAGCGAUCCAGCAGAAUGCACUGGAAGCGGCCUCUCAAAAAAGUCCCAUCUUUUGCAUCUGCCACACCACUGGCAGGCCCUAUCAGGCGUUCUGUAAGCUGCCCUCGAUCCAUUUCAGGCUUGAAUAUACAAGCUGCUGAAAAUCGCCCGUUCUCAGCCAAGCCAGUUGUACAGCUUUCUCGUCCAUCUUCUGUGAGUAGGUCACACUCUUUAAACAGAGGUUCAUCUACAGUCAAAAUGUCUCACACUGCCAACUUGGGUACUGUGCAUUCUUCUGUGACUGAACUGCAACAGAGAACAAAAGAGCAAGAGGAGUCUUUAACAAAGGAGACGCUAGUAAUUUUCAGUGAUAUGAAGAUCCGAUUCCCAGGGAAAACGAAUGAAGAAGCAGAAUUAAUAAUUGAAGAUAUUAUGGAUAAUUGGAAAUACCAUAAGUCAAAAGUGGCCUCAUAUUGGUUAAUAAAACUCGACUCUGUAAAACAGCGAAAGGUUUUAGACAUUGUGAAAGCAAGCAUUCGUUCCGUUCUGCAGCGUAUCUGGAGAGUUUCAGAUGUUGAAUGUUUACAUUUGUACCGACUUUUUAACCGUGUGUUUAAUCGCCUGCUGUGGAGCCAUGGCCAGGGGCUGUGGAACUGUUUCUGCAAUUCAGGGAGCUCAUGGGAGACCAUAUUCAGUAAAAGCACAGAAGCGGUGACUGCGGAUCAACUCCAGUGUUGCCAACGAAUAGUUGAGCUUUGUAAACAGUGCCUGCUAGUGGUUUACAAAUACUCUUCUGAUUCUAGAGGGUCCCUCACUGGAACAAACCCAGACUGGGAUGACUCAAGGACUGUUGUCUUAGAUGGAGCUUUUUGAUCACUGGGUUAACUUGUGGAUGUCUGUGCUAAGGUCAUGAUCAGUAAGAGAUGCAAAAUUGCCAAUAUUCUACCAUAUGGAAAAUCUGGUAAGUGGAAAAAAAAAGAUUGUUUCUCAAAGAUUUUGGACCUUGCAAAAUGGAAUAAUACAACAUCAUUAGCCUUGCCUGAUUCUUUAUAAAUCAUCUCAGUUCCUUAGAGCUUUUUCGGACCUUUCAGUGAUUGCCAGGACAAGCAGAAGGAAAAUUACUAUUUCCACAUGAAAAAUUGCUCCUUCCAUAUUGUAGCUAAUUUAUAGAUAGCUUCUAGCCACCAGGGUUGAGGAGCCUGUGAUAUUCCAGAUCUCGCUCAACUACAAUUCCCAUCAUCUAUGACCACUGAUCAUGCUGGUUGGGGCUGAAUAUCUAGAAAGCCACAGAUGUUUACUUGAAAUUAUUUAAUCUGGACUUAGACUUACUCCUUGUAGAUAGAUCUGUCCAUGGCUACCUAGUCACCUUAGCUCAAAGUUCAGUAGAAAUUUGCUUUAAGCAUCUGGAACAUUGGUCUGAUCCAGUGGAGCUCUUACAUUCUUAGAUUUUUGCAUUUUUUUCAGAAGCAGCAACAUAUGGGUAGAAAUUGGUUCCUUAGAAAAGUUUAUCCUCACAUAAAUCACUGUCUGUUUGAAUAUCACAGAAAUGCUACCAUUGAGAUGGCGCAUACUUUAAUUGUUCCUUAGCCAAGUUUAGAAGAAUGAUACCACUCAGAAGCUGCUUUGCUCCAGUGAUAGCUCUGAAGAAGUAUUGUUCUGUCUGGGAAUAUGAUGCUAUGUGUCCCAGACGGCCAUCCUACAACUUCCAGAGCUAGGUGUGGUGUCUUUUUCAUCAGCAACCAGAGGCCAAAACCAUAGAGCCUCCUGGCAAGAGUGGACCAGUGCCGCUGUUGCCAGGCUGCUAACCAGAGAGCACUAUUGUCAGCUGCCAUUUGGUACAGUUGUCAGAGGUGCCCAUGCUCUCCUGCCUCCUUCCCUAAAGAUCUUUGUGGCAGGAAGGAGCAAUCUGGUUGACACUUGUGGAGAGCAACACUGCUUCAUUGAUUCCCCCACUGCCACAGCGGGAAGCAGCUGGGUGGUGGUGCUCAGUUGUCGGAGCUGCACACCACAGUCGCUUGCUUCAUGCUGCUCCUCCCACAUGAGUGGCAGGGUGAGAAGUAGCUGAGUGGUGAUGGCUGUGCUUGUUGGAGGCCACAUGGGGCAAAAGCAGGCUCCAGGUUGGAGAAGCCUCUCCGGCAAGCCAGAGCAAGGAAGAGGGGACCACUGCCACCUCCCCUUCGUUGCUGCUGUCCAGCUGCUUCUUGCCCCUGCCACUGGCCUGUGGGCUUGCAUGAAGCUCUUCACUUUGGCAAGUGCAAAGCGGCAGAGGGGGAAUCAAUUCAGCAGGGCUGCUCCUUAGAGGAAAAAUGGCAAGAAGUGAAUGUAACAAUAAACAAAUUAGCCUUGUUGCUGCACCACCCCUGGAUGCCACUCAUCCCAUCUGGAGGUAAAAUAAAUUAAGGCAUGCAAAAUAUGUCAUAUAGUACAGGAACAAAGAGGUGCAAACAUGUAGAGUGUACAAGGCCCUCUAUUUAGAGUUCACGCUUAGGCAUGUUUAUUUAUUUAUUU
Molecule: messenger RNA, 4207 nt
Organism: Varanus komodoensis (Komodo dragon)
Lineage: Eukaryota; Metazoa; Chordata; Lepidosauria; Squamata; Varanidae
Gene: TTLL7
Product: tubulin tyrosine ligase like 7
Exons: 18
Coding region: 26-2572 (848 amino acids)
Biological process (GO): microtubule cytoskeleton organization; protein polyglutamylation
Cellular component (GO): cilium
Molecular function (GO): tubulin-glutamic acid ligase activity; tubulin binding
Source: RefSeq, a predicted model, not a curated record